Molecule: messenger RNA, 2981 nt
Organism: Impatiens glandulifera
Lineage: Eukaryota; Viridiplantae; Streptophyta; Magnoliopsida; Ericales; Balsaminaceae
Product: pentatricopeptide repeat-containing protein At3g02330, mitochondrial-like
Exons: 1
Coding region: 214-2778 (854 amino acids)
Biological process (GO): RNA modification
Molecular function (GO): protein binding; RNA binding
Source: RefSeq, a predicted model, not a curated record
CUCUCCCGCCUUGCCCUGCGCUGGACAGCCAUUGAUUUGGAAGAGACGGCAGUUUCUUCUUCAUUCUUCCUCCGCCGCAAUAAUUUAAUUUUUCUUCAAAUCUCGGUGACUUUGUGAAGCGAUCUUUCUCUCUUCUUUGGAGGAAGAAAUCGCCGUCGCCGUCGCCGUCGGUGUAGAGCAUGGCGCCGCAGCCAUUCAUAAAUUACCUCACCUAUGUUCACGCGAUUCCUCUUCUGUCUGUCUCCUCAACUCCAUUUUCAUUCUUUUCGUCAUAUCCGUUCAGUGACUACCGUUGCAGCAGAAGGAAAGAGAACCUUCUCUCACAUAUUCCAACAAUGUUCGCAGCGAGCGGCGAUAUUUCCGGGGAAGCAAGCUCAUGCCCGGAUGGUAUUGACUCAUUUCACACCCACUGUUUUUGUAACGAAUUGCUUAAUGCAGAUGUAUAUAAAAUGUUCAACUUUAGAUUAUGCACGUAAAGUAUUCGACAGAAUGCCUCACAGGGAUAUGAUUUCAUGGAAUGCCAUGAUUUUUGGUUAUGUUGGAUCUAGAAACCUGGAGGUUGCACAUUCCAUGUUUGAUUUAAUGCCUGUGAAGGAUGUUGUUUCGUGGAAUACGUUAAUUUCUGGGUAUUCACAGAUUGGUAAGUACAGGAAGUCCUUAGAGAUGUUCCUGCUGAUGAUGCGGAUGGAGAGAUUGGUGUUGGAUAGAGCAACCUUUGCCAUUGUUUUAAAAGCUUGUUCUUCUUCGGAUAACUAUGAGAUGGGGAUACAGGUUCAUGCACUUGCAGUCUUCAUGGGUUUUGAUUGUGAUGUGGUAACUGGGAGUGCAUUGAUAGACAUGUAUGCAAAGUGUAGGAAAUUGGAGGAAUCGUUGAAGUUCUUUGAUGAAAUGCCUGAAAGGAAUUUGGUUUCUUGGAGUGCUGCCAUUGCAGGUUGUAUUCAAAAUGAACAGCUUUACGGUGGUUUGGAACUCUUCAAGAAAAUGCAGAGAGAUGGAGUUGGCGUGAGUCAAUCUGCUUAUGCUAGCGUUUUUAGAUCAUGUGCAGCUUUAUGUGAAGUUGGGUUUGGUUCUCAGUUACACGCUCAUGCUUUAAAGACUAACUUCGGAUCUGAUAUGUUAGUAGGAACUUCAAUUUUAGAUAUGUAUGCAAAAUCUGGCAGAUUAUCUGAUGCUAGAAAGCUAUUUAAUUCGUUGAGAAAUCAUAGUGUGCAAUCCUACAAUGCUAUGAUUGUUGGCUGCGUUCGAAGUAGUCAAGGAUUAGAUGCUUUGCAGAUAUUCAAACGUUUGCUUCAGUCUGGUCUUCCAUUUGAUGAAAUAACUCUAUCAGGAGCAGUAAGUGCUUGUUCAUUGAUCCAGGGUCGUUUACAGGGAAUCCAAAUUCACGGAUUGGCUUUAAAGAGUAGUCUAUGGUCUCAAGUUUGCGUGGCGAAUGCUGUUCUUGACAUGUAUGGAAAGUGCGGUGAUUCCUUUAUUGCACGCAGAGUGUUCGAUGAGAUGCCAAUAAGGGAUGCUGUCUCUUGGAAUGCUGUGAUUGCAGCCUAUGUUCAAAACGGAGAAGAAGACGAAACUCUUUCGAUAUUUGUCUUGAUGCUGCGAUCCAGGAUGGAACCCGAUGACUUCACUUAUGGUAGCGUACUGAAAGCUUGUUCGAGUCAACAAUCUCUUAACAAAGGAUUGGAAAUUCAUACGAGAAUAGUGAAAUCUGGCAUGGGUUUCGACUGGUUUGUCGGGAGUUCACUUGUCGAUAUGUACUGCAAAUGCGCGAAGAUUGACGAGGCAGAAAAGAUUCAUUACCGGCUAGAAGAACGAACGAUUAUAUCAUGGAACGCUAUAAUCUCAGGCUUCUCUUUACACAACCAAAGCGAAGAAUCCCAAAAAUUCUUCUUCAAGAUGUUGAAAGAACAAGCCGAACCCGACAUUUACACGUACGCCACUGUUCUCGAUACAUGUUCUAAUCUAGCAACAGUCGAACUCGGAAAACAAAUCCACGCUCAAAUUACGAAACACAAUCUUCAACAAGAUGUGUUCAUAUCCAGCACGCUAGUGGACAUGUACUCGAAAUGCGGAAUCUUGGACGACAGUAAACUGAUUUUCGAGAGAUCUUUAAAACGCGAUAUAGUGACGUGGAACGCGAUGAUAACCGCCUACGCUCAUCACGGUCUUGCUGAUGAGGCGUUGAGAACCUUCGAUCGCCUUCAGCUCGAGGGAUUGAAGCCAAUUCACGCCACUCUAGUUGCUAUCUUCCGUGCAUGCGCCCACAUGGGGCUGGUCGAGAAAGGGGUGAAUCACUUCAACUCGAUGAAGAAAGAAUACGGGUUGGAUCCUCAGCUCGAGCAUUACACUUGUCUGGUUGAUAUUUUCGGAAGGUCUGGUCAAAUUAGAAAAGCUUUGGAGGUUAUUCAAGAGAUGCCGUUUGAAGCUGAUGAUGUUACUUGGAAAACAUUGCUGAAUCUUUGUAAAUUGAAAGGGAAUGUUGAGAUAGCUGAAAUAGCAGCAAAGGCUAUUAUGAAGAUGGAUAAUGAAGAUUCGGCUGCCUUAAUUCAAUUGUCAAAUGUUUAUGCUGAUGCUGGAAUGUGGGAUGAAGUUAAAGAGGUUAGGAAGAUGAUGCGGUCUGGUCGAUUAAAGAAGGAACCGGGUUGCAGCUGGAUUGAAGUUAAGAAUGAAUUACAUAUGUUUGUAGUUGCGGACAAGGCUCAUCCAAGAGGCCAAGAGAUUUAUCAACAACUUCAUUUGCUAAUGGUUGAAAUGACUUGGUUUGAGGAUAUUCUUAUGGAUUAAGAACACAAUCAAGUAAGUUUUGCUGUCUUUAUAAUUCUUAAUUAAUAUGGUUUAUGUUUUAGACUCGAAACUUGUUUGGAGAAGGGUUUUUUUGAAAAGGAAAAAUCCGCUUGAUAAGGAUAUGAGAUAAUCGAUUUUUUUUUACAAGAAAAGAAAACCCUGUUUGAAUGCAUUUAUGAAAAGAGAAAAACAAUAAGAAUGAU